GUAGCACGCAUUAAGUUUUGAGCAACGUGCGGUAAAUAUCAGUAUUGUUUGUAUUCUGUUUAAGCUUGUCUAUACAGCUGCAACAAUAAUCUUGUUUGUUUAUGUUUAUUUUGAUACAGACUGUCCUACUUUAAUCAAGUUUUAGAACUUCGACUCCUUAUUUUAUCUCUGUGGUUAGAUGUGCGCGUCCGGACGCUAACCAUAACAUUAGCCUUAUUGAUGCUAACUUUAAAAAACUGUUCGUAGCUAAAGGCAGUGACGCUUUAAUUAGGGCCACAUCUGGAUACCGACACAGUUCGUGUCAUCACAUGUGGACCCUGGUUGGAGCUUCUUGAAAACCAUGUCUGCACAGACCGGAGUGAAGCCCCCCCUGCGCUUCGGUCAGGUGGUUAUCGGACCCCCAGGCUCAGGUAAAACCACUUACUGCCGAGGGAUGCAGCAGUUCCUGACUAGUCUGGGACGCAAAGUGGUCGUGGUGAACAUGGACCCAGCCAACGAGGGAAUCCCGUACUCCUGCGCGGUGGACAUCUCCGAGCUGGUUACCCUGGAUGAUGUUAUGGAGAACCUGAAGCUCGGACCCAACGGUGGACUUCUGUACUGCAUGGAGUACGUGGAGGCCAACCUGGACUGGCUGGAGAGCAAGCUGACGCAACAACACACUGACUCUUACUUCCUGUUUGACUGUCCCGGACAGGUGGAGCUCUACACCCACCAGAGUUCAGUGAAGAACAUAUUCUCACAGCUGAGCWGGUGGAAUUUCAGGCUGACGGCGGUGCACCUGGUGGACUCCCAUUACUGCGCCGAUCCAGCCAAGUUCAUCUCUGUUCUGUGCACGUCCCUGUCCACCAUGCUGCACGUGGAGCUCCCCCACGUCAACAUCCUCUCCAAGAUGGAUCUGAUCGAGCAGUAUGGAAAACUAGCUUUUAACCUGGAUUUCUACACGGAGGUUUUGGACCUGACCUAUCUUCUCGAUCACCUGGCUGCAGAUCCCUUCUUUAAGAAAUUCCACCGRCUGAAUGAAAAGUUGGCAGAAGUUGUACAAGAUUAUAGCCUCGUCUCGUUUGUGCCUCUUAAUGUUCAGGACAAAGAGAGCAUGAUUCAGGUCCUCCGAGCCGUGGACAAGGCCAACGGCUACUGCUUCYGAGACGGGGAGGAGAGAAAUCUGCAGGCGAUGAUGUCAGCCGCCGUGGGGGCCGACUUCCAGUUCAGCUCGACUCUCGGGGUGCAGGAGAGGUAUGUUGAAGCUGGGGUGAAGACUUUGGAGGAGGAAAUGAUGGACCUGUAAGAUGAAAGACACCAGKGUUCCUGUUCUGACCCGGUUGUCCAGAAUUUAUAGCCUCGCCUGCAGAAAGAGCUGGAAGGACAGGAGCAGAGUGUGAGAUUGUCUCAGAGGAACAACGAUGAGCAAGUCUGUCAACUAUUAACGUGUGUGUUUUUAUACUGCAAGAAAUGUAAAUAAUGCCAGUGCUUAUUUUUUUUCAAAAUAAAUUUUAAAAAGUG
This is a messenger RNA of Austrofundulus limnaeus, 1500 nucleotides long. It is a transcript of the gene gpn2, whose product is annotated as GPN-loop GTPase 2. The coding region runs from base 341 to 1285 and encodes 314 amino acids. The transcript has 5 exons. Gene Ontology annotation, molecular function: GTPase activity. The record is from RefSeq and is a predicted model, not a curated record. NCBI's taxonomy places the organism in Eukaryota, Metazoa, Chordata, Actinopteri, Cyprinodontiformes, Rivulidae. Gene Ontology annotation, cellular component: cytoplasm.